Tuber aestivum (summer truffle) is the source of this 607-nucleotide messenger RNA. Lineage: Eukaryota; Fungi; Ascomycota; Pezizomycetes; Pezizales; Tuberaceae. The record is from the annotation of a GenBank genome assembly.
GACGUAAUUGGUAUGGCGAGGACAGAUAGCGGGAAGACUGUGUCGUUCGUCGUACCCAUGGUUGUGAGGUUGAAGACACAUAGCCGUAGGAUGGGGGCGCUUGCACAAUUACCGGGUGGGGGGUUGGUGUUGCAGACUAUGAAGGUUGUUAAGGGAUUUAAAGGUCGUACUGUUAGCGGAAGGGAAUAGUCUUGAGGGGCAGUUUGGGUGUAUGGUUGGGAAUCCUGAUAUGUGUCUUCUCUGCUUUUUUGCCUCCCUAAGUUAAUCUAUGAGAUUCUUAUAUCUGAUCGGCGAGUUGCAGGGUUAUUGCGACUCCCAGACAGUUUAUGCACUUGAAAGUUGUGAUAGAACAGGAUCUUAGGUUCGUUCAGUAUGUUGUCGUCGAUGAAGAGGGUCAUCAUUUCGAAUGGGUCUAUCAGCACAAUUGAGGCAGAUCUUGCAUUCAUUACCGUCUAAUGUCCAACUGCUACUUUUCUCCGCUACACCGCCGAAGUUGCCUAUUGAAUUUGUGAAGGCUGGCUAGCAAGAACCGAGUUUGGUUCGAUUAGAUGCAGACUCCAAGGUUUCUCAGGACCUUGAGAGCGCAGUUUUCAAGGUUAAGAGAAAU